This is a messenger RNA of Aegilops tauschii subsp. strangulata, 636 nucleotides long. NCBI's taxonomy places the organism in Eukaryota, Viridiplantae, Streptophyta, Magnoliopsida, Poales, Poaceae. The record is from RefSeq and is a predicted model, not a curated record.
UACAAGAAUUUGGAUGGCUAAGCUGACAAUGCCCGUCUUCACUGCUGUCUUGGUGAUGGCCCUGUUGAUCACUGCAUCAUCUUCAGGAGAAGUUUCAACGACAGAACGUGAUAGGGAUGCCUCCAAAGUGACAAAGGGUCACACUUCUCUUUACCAUCUUCAGAUGCAGAGUCACAGCAGGAUGAGGAUUCUGACGGAUUUUCUGGACUACGACUACGGAGGAGCCAGCUCCAAACACGAUCCACACAGGAAGCCCGGGAAUGGAGGACCCUAGGCACUAGCUAAUAGCUCGCUCUCCCAACUAUUCGACAGAGUCCGGUGUUUUGGACUAGUGUCAUGUGUGUGCGUAUUCAGUCUUCAGGGCAUUUUGUAAUCUGAGACAGUUAGCUUGUCGAUCUGGUAAUGUACCACCGUACUCUAAUCUGAGACAGUUAGCUUGUCGAUCUGGUAAUGUACAACCAUACUCAGAAAGAUUACAAAUAGCAAGAUCGAUUAUUUGAGCUAAAAUAAUACUCCUAACAGAUAAAAGAGUAUGGUGCAUUACAAAAUCAGGAGUAUCUAUUAUUUUAGCUGUACCGUAAUGUUGUAAUCUCAGAGUUCAAAUGAAACACUCCAAAAGUCCAGUUCGGCCGGGAA